AUUAUUUACAUAUAUAUGAGCGUUUUAACACGGGGAGGGAAACUUAAGGUAGUACUAACAGAUUACUGCUAAGCCGAAAUGUGCAGCUCAAAUCUUGAAGGGGAAGUCCCGAAUGACGAAAGGCAUUGUGAGGUACGUGUUGGGGAAUUUACUUACAGUGGCAGUUGCUGAUCAUAAAGGUCGAAACGUCCAGCAAACUUGGUGUUGCGUGGAAGUCUGCAGAUUCUGGGACAAUGAGCAAGAACAGCAAGAAAUCAAGGAAAAACAAGCAUAAGGCUGCUCCUGCUAGUGCAGAGCAGAGCUCGGAGUCAGUGAAUGACAGUAUGAUCAAUGGAAAAUCUGAAAGGAUUCUAGAAGAUGCAUCAGGCCCCAGUAAGAAUAAAGACAAUACAGACAAGCUGACGAUGGAAGCUGAUGCUCCAGAACCUAAACCAGGAAGGAUUCUAGAAGCUGCAUCAGGCCCGAGCAUGAAUAAAGACAAUAUAGACAAGCUGACGAUGGAAGCUGACCCUCCAGAACCUAAAUCAGGAAGGAUUCUAGAAGACGCAUCAGGCAUGAGCAAGAAUAAAGACCGCUCAUCCGAGGUGUUACAUGCAAAUACAGACAAGCAGAAGAUGGAAGCUGAACCUCCAGAACCUAAUCCAGAAGACCUUUCACAAUUAAAGAACACAUGCCGUGCUUUGAAAUCAAAUCUAAAUACCAUUAAUAGGAAAUAUCAAGAGGAAAAAAAAGAAAAGGAAAUGUUACUUAAUGAAAACCAAGAUUUAAAAUCCAAAUUGUGUUCUGUGGAAAGGGAAUUGGAAGCUGCUAAAAUGCAAAUAGAAAAAUUGAAAAACCAAGGAGCUCUUCCCCGAAAAUCAUGCGAGGCUCACGAGCCAAUGGAUCAUGAAACAGUUGAGGAACAUGCGAGUGAGCAACCAGACCAAAAAGCAUCUUCAGAUGGACUCAUGCGGGAGAAGAAGGAAGACUAUUUGGUUCAGAACAGUGCGGAAGGGAUUUCUGAGGGACCUCGUGAGACGUGGGAUCAGGAUGUUGAAAUGGAUGACUCGUUCAACAGAUGGGAAUCAGGACGUGCAGCAAAGCUUCCUCAAGGUAAUGACAAAGAUAAGGAGUCCAGUUGGCACCAAUCGGAUCGGAAGCAGUGGAAUGAUGUGGCUGCUUCGGUUGAGCGUGAUGAAUCUUUGAGUAGCAGCCAAUCUUCGGAUCACAGGGGUGAUACCAGAUCACAAAAUAGAAGAGAAAGUUAUGUGGGAUGGAAACGCAAUGAAAGGUCUUUCUAUCAGCCACCAAACAGAAAUGACGAGCAUGGCACACGUAAUUUCCAAAAUGACAGAGCCAAUAGACAUGACAACACUUAUAGAGAGAGGGGAAGAGGAGUGGAUAAUAGAGGUGAUCGUGGUCAAAACUAUAACCAGAAUGUGAAUGAGAGGGGAAGAGGAAUGGAUAAUAGAGGUGAUCGUGGUCAAAACUAUAACCAGAAUGUGAAUGAGAGGGGAAGAGGAAUGGAUAAUAGAGGUGAUCGUGGUCAAAACUAUAACCAGAAUGUGAAUAAUUGCAACAUUCGUGACCACAGAAUGAGAACUACAGGUGAACCACAAGUUGUCACAGAGACUUCUGGUGAUCUUUUUACUGCGCCAGCAGACUACUCCCUUGCACACUGUGUUGCAGAGGAUAUGCGCAUGGGGAGUGGAAUAGCUGUCACAUUUAGGCAGACGUUCAGACGUGUGGAUGAGCUUCUUGAUCAACGUAAACGACAAGGGCAGGUUGCAGUGCUGGAACUUGAUAGCCGCUUCAUUUAUUACCUUGUGACUAAACGUGAGAGUACUGGGAAACCAACAAUGGAAACACUAGAAAGGAGUCUUGUGGCUAUGGGUCAACAUGUUAUUGAGAACAAUGUGAAAAAAAUUGCAAUGCCUCGCAUUGGUUGUGGUCGUGACAGAUUGGAGUGGCGCCGUGUCAAGCCACUUAUAGAAAGCAUCUUUUCAGGAACAGGUGCACAAAUCAUAGUUUACAAUUACGAUGAGGAUACGGCAGAAUCAUCAAAACCUAAGCACACCAGUAAUGUUUGGUUGAAGAGCGCACAGAUGCCAGUAGCUGACAUUGAUGUAGGUACUGCUAUUUUGUGCCUUUGUGCAGCAGAUCGCUCGGUCAACUCAACAUUAGAAUUAUUGGACAGAAAAUUCAGAAUAAUGUCGCAGUAUCAGCAAAUGGACAGAAAGCUUGGCAAAUUUAUUGCUAUACAAAAACCAAAUUAUUACAUUUUCCUUUUAAUUGUUAGAGAGAGCAAAAGCAGUCCACUUUCGUUUAGAGCACUUGGAGACUGUAUGCGGCAAGUCUGUAAGUUGAUUGACAAGGACAGAUACGAAUAUGUUGCUGUAGAAGCUUUUGAUGACGAGGAUGAUCCACUUCUAUUUGAAAAAGUCAUUACUGUAAUAAAGACAGGACUCGAUACAAAGUAUGAAAAAGAGUUGUGGUUAUGUUAUCCUGCAACAGUUUCAAGAGUACCCAACACAAGGCCAAGCAGUGAAACAUAAUGCUCUUUCAUAUAUUAUAGUUCUUUGUAAUGAUAUUAAACAAGUGAAUGUAAAAUAAAAAUGUAAGAAUAUUUUCAUAAAUAAAUGUAAUUGGUGUAUA
This is a messenger RNA of Schistocerca piceifrons (Central American locust), 2634 nucleotides long. RefSeq lists its product as uncharacterized. The record is from RefSeq and is a predicted model, not a curated record. Gene Ontology annotation, biological process: peptidyl-glutamate ADP-deribosylation. The transcript has 9 exons. NCBI's taxonomy places the organism in Eukaryota, Metazoa, Arthropoda, Insecta, Orthoptera, Acrididae. Bases 234 to 2534 code for a protein of 766 amino acids.